AUGUUGCUGUCACACACAGGCGAUCUCAAAAUCAAGAACGACUGCACCUUUGCUGGGCUACAGCAAGCCGCGGUGGUGGCCAAAGAAGCCGUAGUGAAGAUGAUACCUGAGGGAUACGUUGACCCCGAAGUAAGAUGUAGAUACGCAGCGGCACUGUUGCGUAAGGCGGCUUCCAACCCUCACACGUCAGCGUUACAGCUAUUGCUAGAACACGCCCACCUCGCUAAGGCUAGUGAUAAAUGUACAGGCAUACAGAAUGUGUUGUGGGCAGCUGCCUCGGUUAACAACGAAGCCGCGACACGGCUGCUAUUAGAUGCUGGCGCAGAUCCCAAUCACCAAGCUGACAAACGUAAGGAUCCUGUUAUGCAUUGUUCAAUUAGAAAUCGUAGGCGGCGGUUCGGAAGCCUCGGAGUCGUGGAGAUGCUCAAGAUUCGCGAAGCCACCGUACAAACGCGUCUGGAACAUGGCGAUAGUACCGAAGUUCCAAGGAAUACAACCCUCUAUCAUCAUAGGGGGUGUACCCUCUUGAUUGUAACGGCCUGCGAAGACUCCUGCCGGCGCAUCUUGCAACUCCUGUUGGACAAUGGGCCGAACAGGGAAGCGAAUGACACAGAAGGAAAGACAGCGUUAUAUUACGCUGCCGGAUUUGGCGCAAUCGCUCACGUACGACUGCUACUGGAGAGGGGAGCCUACCCAACGUCUGUCAAUCUUGCAACUAUCGAACUAAGGCGCGAAGUAGAUCAGGAUGACUAUGAUGAAGGCAUCCGCCUCAUACGAGACGCACGGCUAGAAAAGAAAGCCGAGAGCUACACGGAAUCAGAGAUGGAAAACCAGGUUAUGGAGGGUCAGACAGAAAGUACUGAAGUGGUCUACUCGCAGACCACCACUAAUCUAGCUCAGGAAAUGAUGACUUCACUCUUUCUCUGA
Messenger RNA from Letharia lupina, 927 nucleotides. RefSeq lists its product as uncharacterized. Gene Ontology annotation, biological process: protein localization to ciliary inversin compartment. Gene Ontology annotation, cellular component: ciliary inversin compartment. Gene Ontology annotation, molecular function: protein binding. Lineage: Eukaryota; Fungi; Ascomycota; Lecanoromycetes; Lecanorales; Parmeliaceae. The record is from RefSeq and is a predicted model, not a curated record. The coding region runs from base 1 to 927 and encodes 308 amino acids. The transcript has a single exon.